CCCAGGAAAGAUCACAAGCGCUUGCUCUAGCUAUCUCUCUUUGUUUACCAUGCCUUCUCCAGUGCAACCUGGUCUAAGUGAUUUAGAAGUUGAAUAUGACUCGGCAUAUUUGCAAAGUCAAAAUAAGCCCAUAACCAGGGGGCCACUAGAGAUGGAAACUGUGCCAAGGCCAAGACCUAGAGAAGUUUUAGGUGGUGUAGAUAAGGAGGGUGGUAUUUUCUUGACAUGGGAGGAUUUGUCCGUGACUGCUUCCAAUGGAAAAGGUGGCAGCAGACUGCUCCUUCAAGGGCUUACUGGUUUUGCCAGGCCGGGCGAAGUCUUGGCUAUAAUGGGUCCUUCUGGUUGCGGCAAGUCCACUCUUCUUGAUGCAUUAGCAGGAAGAUUGGGAUCCAACAUAAGUCAGAGUGGAAUGGUACUUGUUAAUGGCCAUCAACAGACACUAGCUUAUGGAACAUCGGCAUAUGUGACUCAAGAUGACACAUUGAUUACCACUUUAACGGUUGGAGAAGCCGUGUGCUACUCUGCUCUGCUCCAGUUGCCAGACUCCAUGUCCAAAUCAGAGAAGAAGGAGAGAGCAGACAUGACCAUAAGAGAGAUGGGCCUGCAAGAUGCCGUAAACACAAGAAUAGGAGGGUGGGGUGUUAAGGGCAUUAGCGGUGGACAAAAGAGGAGAGUCAGCAUAUGCAUAGAGAUCCUAACACACCCCAAGCUUCUCUUCCUUGAUGAACCGACAAGCGGGCUUGAUAGUGCUGCUUCAUACUAUGUCAUGAGCAGAAUCACAGGCCUUGAUCGACAACAUGGAAGGACUAUCAUAACAUCUAUUCACCAGCCCAGCUGUGAGGUCUUUGCACUCUUCGACAAUCUUUGUCUUCUGUCUUCAGGUAGAACAGUAUACUUUGGUCCAGCUCAUGCGGCAGAUGAGUUCUUCUCUUCAAAUGGUUUCCCUUGCCCAACUCAUCAAAACCCAUCAGAUCACUUCCUCAAAACAAUAAACAAAGAUUUUGAACAGGACAUUGAACAAGGUUUUGGGGGAAAGAAAUCGAAAGAGGAAGCAAUUGAUAUUCUUACAAAGGCGUACAAAUCAUCUGGUAAUUUCCAGCAAGUUCAAUCACAGGUUGCUAAGAUACAUAAAAAGGAAGGUGGAGCCUUGAAGAAGAGAAGCCAUGCUAGCUUCCUUAACCAGUGUCUUGUUCUUACAAGAAGAUCUUUCGUGAACAUGUACCGAGAUUUAGGCUACUACUGGUUGCGCCUAGCAGUCUAUAUCGCAUUGACUAUAGCCCUGGGCACCAUUUUUUAUAACGUUGGCCAUAGUAACAGUUCCAUUAAGGAUCGAGGUGCAAUGCUCAUGUAUGUAGCUUCAUUCUUAACUUUCAUGACUAUUGGUGGAUUCCCUUCUUUUGUGGAAGACAUGAAGGUAUCGUUUUUCUUUUUCCUUUUCGUAGUCCUCCAUCGUGUUUUAAUCAAUUCAACGCAGAUCUGUGACACACUUCUCUUACUAAGUAUAAGAUUUUUCUGGAAUGAAUUUUUUUCCCCCAUAUUAAUCCAGGUUUUUGGGCGCGAGAGAUUAAAUGGGCAUUAUGGGUCGAGUGCAUUUGUUGUUGGAAACACACUUUCUUCAAUACCAUACUUGCUAGUGAUUUCUCUGAUCCCGGGCGCAAUUGCUUAUUACCUAACUGGACUUCAGAAAGGAUGUGAACACUCCAUUUACUAUGCUUUGGUGCUUUUCACUUGUAUGAUAUUGGUUGAAGGCCUUAUGAUGAUUGUGGCGAGUAUAGUCCCCAAUUUCCUCAUGGGUAUAAUAACAGGUGCUGGAAUUCAAGGGCUACUGAUGCUGAGUGGUGGGUUUUUCCGAUUGCCGGAUGAUUUUCCAAAACCAUUUUGGAGAUACCCAUUAUACUACCUGUCGUUCAACAAGUAUGCUUACCAAGGGCUGUACAAGAAUGAGUUCCAAGGACUAAAAUUUCCUAAUGAUGAAGCUGGAGGGCCACCCAUCAUUUCUGGUGAAGAAAUUUUGAGAAAGAGAUGGCAAGUCGAAAUGGUUUACUCGAAGUGGAUUGAUCUUGCCAUCUUGCUGGGAAUGGCAGUUUUAUAUCGACUUCUGUUCUUGAUUACUAUCAAGACAACCGAAAAGGUAAUCCCACUUGUCAAGGCUUUGGUGUCAAGACCGAGCAAGCGAUCAAAGCAGGUAAUGGCAAAUCUCUCUGCAACACCUUCUGCUACACCUUUGCAUGGAGCGAACCCAUAGCCUAAUAGUGAUGCAUAUUGCAUUUAUGGUAUAUUUGAAAGCAAUGGUGAUCAAUGUACUUCGAAGACUAGAUAUAUUCUACUGAAAAUGGAGUUCAUAUGAGAAGUUUCUGGUAAAAAUUAAGGAAAAUAAAUGAUAUGGAAAAUAACUUUCUUA
Vitis vinifera (wine grape) is the source of this 2401-nucleotide messenger RNA. RefSeq names its product ABC transporter G family member 1. The transcript has 7 exons. The record is from RefSeq and is a predicted model, not a curated record. Gene Ontology annotation, cellular component: membrane. NCBI's taxonomy places the organism in Eukaryota, Viridiplantae, Streptophyta, Magnoliopsida, Vitales, Vitaceae. The coding region runs from base 50 to 2245 and encodes 731 amino acids. Gene Ontology annotation, molecular function: ABC-type transporter activity; ATP hydrolysis activity; ATP binding.